GCCAGUCUCCUCUGGAUUAAAGCGCCCCCGUCCUCCUUCGCGCGACGGGCUUUCCCUUUACUACCUGAGCUCCCCGCUGAUUGGGUAGGCUCGCCCCGCCCCCUGCAAUGACGCACUCACUUCGUUCUUGACAGGCAGGUAGGGUUCGGGCGCCGCCAUGUUGGGAGCGGAAGCGGAGCAAGCCGCGAUAGCCCCUGCGGGACAAGUCAGAAACUGAGGUUGGGCUCGGCUGGCGGCGGCUCCUCCUUGAACUCUUCCUUCGCUGGCGGGGAGACUUGGGCUUCGUCCCGCAUUUUCUGGGCAGAGGCGGCCCCCUCCCCGCUCGAGGGGAGGAGGAGGUGGGGGUAGCUGCUGAGGAAGCGCUCUGACCCCUUCGCGCGAGUGGGUGGCGGCGUCCGGGGUGCUCGGAGUUGGGAAGGAAAGAUGCCGCUGGCGCAGCUGGCCGACCCCUGGCAGAAGAUGGCUGUGGAGAGCGCGGCGGAGAGCAGCAGCAGCAGCAACAGCAACAGCGCUGAGAAUGGCCAACAAAUUGUGGAUGAACCCAUGGGAGAGGAUGAGAUAAAUCAAACAGAAGAAGGCAACAUUAAAGAGAUUGCAAUAACAUAUCACGUCAAAGAAGGGCAUGAAAAAGCAGAUCCUUCACAGUUUGAACUCCUUAAAGUACUGGGCCAGGGAUCUUUUGGAAAGGUGUUUCUUGUAAAAAAAAUCUCAGGAUCUGAUGCCAGACAACUGUAUGCAAUGAAGGUAUUAAAAAAGGCAACGUUGAAAGUUCGAGAUCGUGUUCGGACAAAAAUGGAGCGUGACAUCUUAGUAGAAGUUAAUCAUCCCUUUAUUGUCAAGUUACAUUAUGCUUUUCAAACAGAAGGGAAGCUCUACCUUAUUUUAGAUUUUCUCAGGGGAGGGGACUUGUUCACACGCUUAUCCAAAGAGGUGAUGUUCACAGAAGAUGAUGUCAAAUUUUACUUGGCUGAAUUAGCACUUGCUUUAGAUCAUCUGCAUAGUUUGGGAAUAAUAUACAGGGACCUAAAGCCAGAAAAUAUACUACUUGAUGAAGAAGGGCAUAUUAAACUGACAGAUUUUGGCUUAAGCAAGGAGUCUAUUGAUCAUGAGAAAAAAGCAUACUCCUUCUGUGGAACAGUGGAAUAUAUGGCACCAGAAGUAGUUAAUCGGCGAGGCCAUACACAGAGUGCAGACUGGUGGUCGUUUGGUGUGUUAAUGUUUGAAAUGCUCACUGGUACUCUACCUUUCCAAGGGAAAGACAGAAAAGAAACAAUGACUAUGAUUCUCAAAGCCAAACUUGGAAUGCCCCAGUUUUUAAGUCCAGAAGCUCAGAGUCUUCUACGAAUGCUUUUCAAACGAAACCCUGCAAACAGAUUAGGAGCAGGUCCGGAUGGAGUUGAAGAAAUUAAGAGGCAUCAUUUUUUUUCCACAAUAGAUUGGAAUAAAUUGUACAGAAGAGAAAUUAAUCCACCUUUUAAACCUGCAACUGGUAGACCUGAAGAUACAUUUUAUUUUGAUCCUGAAUUUACAGCAAAAACUCCAAGAGAUUCACCUGGCAUUCCUCCCAGUGCUAAUGCUCACCAACUUUUCCGAGGCUUCAGUUUUGUGGCAAUUGCAUCAGAAGAUGAAAGUCAAGCAAUGCAGACAUCUGGUGUGCACUCAAUUGUUCAGCAGUUGCACAGGAACAGUAUUCAGUUUACUGAUGGAUAUGAAGUCAAACAAGACAUAGGCGUUGGCUCCUAUUCCGUAUGCAAAAGAUGUAUUCAUAAAGCAACAAAUAUGGAAUAUGCAGUAAAGAUUAUAGACAAGAGUAAAAGGGACCCCACUGAGGAGAUAGAAAUCCUGUUGCGAUAUGGACAGCAUCCAAAUAUUAUUACUCUUAAAGAUGUUUAUGAUGAUGGGAAAUACGUCUACCUAGUAACAGAACUAAUGAAAGGAGGAGAACUGUUGGAUAAAAUCCUUAGACAAAAAUUUUUUUCUGAAAGAGAAGCCAGUGCUGUCCUGUUGACAAUAACAAAAACUGUUGACUACCUCCAUGCACAAGGAGUAGUACAUAGAGACCUGAAACCUAGCAAUAUCCUUUAUGUUGAUGAAUCAGGCAAUCCAGAAUCAAUACGAAUUUGUGAUUUUGGCUUUGCAAAGCAGCUGAGAGCAGAAAAUGGCCUUCUCAUGACUCCGUGUUACACAGCAAACUUUGUGGCUCCUGAGGUUUUAAAAAGACAAGGCUAUGAUGCAGCAUGUGACAUAUGGAGUCUUGGGGUUCUGCUUUAUACAAUGCUUACAGGCUACACCCCCUUUGCAAAUGGUCCUGAUGAUACCCCAGAGGAAAUUUUGGCACGAAUAGGCAGUGGAAAGUUCUCUCUCAGUGGUGGAUACUGGAAUUCAGUUUCAGAUACAGCAAAGGAUUUGGUUUCAAAAAUGCUUCAUGUUGACCCUCAUCAGAGACUGACAGCUGCCCAAGUUCUAAAGCAUCCAUGGAUUGUUCACUGUGACCAGUUGCCUCAGUUCCAGCUAAACCGCCAAGAUGCUCCACAUCUUGUUAAGGGCGCCAUGGCUGCUACAUACUCUGCAUUGAACCGGAAUCAAUCACCUGUUUUAGAGCCAGUAGGCCGCUCGACGCUUGCUCAGCGAAGAGGUGUCAAAAAAAUUACCUCAACUGCCCUGUGAAGUUACCUCAGUUGAAAAGUUUGGUACCAUAGUAAAAGAUGAUAGCACAAAUCAUAGCAACAGGUAGCACACAUCCAAGAUACCUGCAAGCACACUGUUCCAGCUGGUACCUGUUAUGCUGCUGUUUCCUGCUUUCAUCUACUCUUGCUUUAAACUGUUGAUGGUAAAAAGAAAUGCCCUUCAGAUGGAAUGUAAAGUGGAAUCAAUGGAAAAUGAACAUGUCUGUGAGACAAAAAGAAUCAUGAACACUUCUCACAUAAAUACACUGAAUAAAGCACUCUGCACCAUAUAGCAUUAUUUUUAUAGGGAAUGUUUCUGGUCCCUUUAAAAUAUUCUUUGUUACAUGUGCGGAUGGACUGUUUAUGUUAAGCACUUAGCUUAAACAAUCUGUUUAUAUUAGCACUGUAUUAUUUGUGCCAUCCAGCAUUUUAUAUGUUUUUGUAAACUUAUCAUAAACAGUACAUUUCUAUACUGUUUCUUUUACUUGCCUUCUAUUUAGAUUAAUUAAAGAACAAUUAAACCUGAUUAAACAGUUAAUCAGUAUGGUUAGACAUCUCUAAAGCAGCUAGACUGUUAAACAGCUACUGAAUGUAAUUUUCUGAAUGUUUCCCUUGCCUGUGUCUCUCCCCUCAGAUACAUUAUUAGUAAUCAUGAAAACCUAGAGCUGUUAUAGCAUUUUAAAGAUGUAAUAGGAUUCUAUCAGAUGUGCACCCAGCAUGGAACUAAAGUGAAAAGGAUCUGUCUCUCUCUAGUUCCAGAAUACGUUUAUUUCAGUUGAGGUUUUGCCUAUAGCUGGUCAUUCUUUACCUUUGCUGCUUUAAAAGGGAGGCAUAAUUCUUGUGUGCUGAACAGCAGUGAAGGGAAAUGUCAUUUUUAAAGCUACAGUGGUGCACGGUCCAAUAAUGAGUAUGCUAGAGGAUUUUUUCCUGCGGUCAAAAAAUCACUAAAAGCAGAUCUGUUGUACUUGGGCUUCUUUCAAGCUGUAAUCCAAAUAGCACAAAUGUGCCCACAAUCUUUGUGGCCAGUUCUGAGCUUUGACAGACUAUUAGCAACCUUAUUGUUGAUGGUAUAUAAGAAGGAUCCAAGCAAAGUAAGACAGCAACACCAUCUUCAGUUUUAUCUUCUUACUUUGUUUAAAAAAACAGCACUAUAUGUUCAACUUUUUAGCAGUCCCAAUAUCUUGGGUAUACUUUCUGGGAAACACUGACGUCACAUUGAGCAAAAUGUGCAGUGUACAGAAGAGCAGUAUAGUUGCAGUGCAUCAUCCUAAUAGUCUACCAAAGAAUUUUUGAUUUAUGUAAAUAAUACUUGCCAGCUGUGUUUUGUCAAUGUAAUCACCAUUAAGCAUGUUAAAGAAAAUGGCAGCAAAGAAAAAUGUGGCAUUCUUGAUUCUGGUGCAAAUGCUCACUGUCCUUCUGAUCCUAGAGUCCAAUGAUUUCUCUUAUUCUUCCUCUUCAGAUUUAUCUGUAGAAAACCACUUCAUCUUACAUGCUUUCGCCUUAACAUGAUCAUGUGAUUCCUUGUUCUAUUCCAUCAGCUUUAUGCUAGCAUUUUUUUUUCUUUUGGGUGAUAAAAAAUUAUAGAGCGUUUAGUUAGAAUUGGUUCUUUAAAAAAAAUCGAGAGCUGAUAGGGUUUUUUUUGCAUCUGAAUAGUUUGCAGUAGUAUUUGUCAUUCAUUUCCCUUCUUUCCUGAACAUAUUUCCCUUUAAUUAUGCAACCCAAGAGCCUUUAAUUUAUUAUCUUAUUAUUUGCUGAAUUUUAGUCUUUAGAAAGCCAUUUUUUAAACUUUUGCUAUGCAUGGUAACUUUUUAAAACCAUCUGUUCUCCAAUAUUGUUUUCAGCCUUCAUUGCAAUGAUAAAUACAAAACUCCUAGUCCCCUAACUCACCUGGAUGUUAAAAUGUCAAAGGACAGCUUAUUUUAAUUUUUCUGAACGCUUCAUAUUAAGUUGUGGAAGGAUUUAGCUGAUAUCUGAGAGGUUAUAAUGUCCAUUAUUUGUUCGUGUUAGUUUUUAGUAUUCUGUGUGAAGAAUGAGCCAUCUGCAUAUUCUUGGUUGCAGUUUCUAUUAGUAGUCAACAAAAUGAUCACCCUGUUCAUCUCCUUAAUUUUUACCUAUGUUUUAUUUGCUGCUAUUACCUAUUUGGUCCUUGAUGUUUCAUCCCCAGCAUAUUAUAAGCCUAUCAGCACCACUUGCCUCUAAAGCACAUGAUGCAAUUCACAGUUAAAUAAGCAGCAUUUGUAAUGUGUAUCUGACGUCUGAACGGACACAUGGGGGCGGGGGUGCAGUAUGCAUUGUUUUGGUGGAACUUUGUUUUCCUAACAAUUUCAAAUGGAUGUGAAAGGUUAGCCAUACUGAAGGUUGUUAUACACAGGCUAUUUGAAGUUGAGAAAUACGGCCAGAGCAUCUUAAAAUUGACAAGGAUGCUAAAAUGUUUGCAGCUAUCUGGGAAGAUCCAGGGAGUUGGUAAGUUCUCUAAAGUUCAUUCUGGAACAAAGUAAGAUUGACCAGAAGCUACAAGGCUUCUUCCCUUAUUACUAAACAAUAUGCAAAAAGUGGUCUGUACACAGACACAUCUUAUCCAAUGUCUUGGGAAAUUUUAACAGACGUCAUGCGACAUCUUCCUUAGCAUUUCAUAAUCCCCAAGGAAACAGUUCUAGUCAAUAGAGCAGUUCAAAAACUCAUCUGAGGAUUGGUUUUUCCCAAGGGAUUUUAUCCAGUAUUUAAAGGUGUUAGCCCUUUCAUUAAUAAACAUUCUUCCUCUAUAGUUCUUUCUAUAAGACUCUUAAGAAAGAAAGACAAGUUUGAAAUAGUUAACAGUUACACACAGUUGGAUUCAAGCUUAUCUGUUCUUUCACAUUCUUUGCUCAGGUUUUGCGAGAACAAGUUUCUAGUCUAGGGUUAAUUUGUUUUAGUUCUCUUCUUUGAAUGAAAACUUGACCUGACUACAAAAGGAUGUGAAUUCUUUUAAGGCCAGUAUUCCUAGAUGUGCUUUUGUAGUUUCUUUUUUCCCAUUGUCCUUACAGAGAUGUAAGCGCUCCUUCCACUUCCUGAACUCUGAUUUAUAAUAAUUUAGCUGCUUGGUCAGCAUCUGUAGUAACAAUCUUGAUUUGUUUCAAACAAAAUGUAUCUGACUUUAUAACGGAUUGUAUUGUGGUUUCUUCUCCUGUGCAUUCACAUGCUAAUAUGAGAGGAAGACAUUUUCAAGAUUUCAGUGAGUGUCAUUCAGAAAGUAUCAAACUCAUGGGACAAAUAGGAUCCUUCAAAAGUUUUUAGAGAUGAAAAUGACUUGAGAUAGCUACAGUGCUUUUAAUGGCUCAGAUUUUGUUUCUGAUCACUGCUGGCAGUGAUCAAACAGCAACGUUUUCUUUCUCUUUAAAUAAAACUCUUUAAAUGCUACAAUUCUACAACCUUAAAACUAAAUAAAAUAUAUUUAAACCCAAGAAUUCACCAGUUCAAUUGGCUUCAGUUAUGCAUGGGUGUGUUCAUACCAGCCCGUUAUAAUGCUAUAAAUUAACUGUGACAUCAGGCAGUAUUUACGCUUCAUCUUUUAAAAACUUAUUUUUAAAAAGACACUAAUGUUUUAUCCUUUCAUCCCCAUCACUUGAUGGCAGCGUUUUCAACAUUACUUUAUCUUCAAGGACUAUAAAACAUAACUCUCUAUUAAAAAGAGAGAGCUAUGAUUACUUCACAUGUGAGAGGAACAAGCAACCACACUUAUGGUCUCUUCUAUUUUUCUCCUCCUGUGUCCUGAAAUAUUAAUAUCAACAGUGCAUAUUGUAAUCCAGCCAAAAGAUUUAAAAAUCACAUAGUACAUUUCUUACCUCUUGUGAACUAGUGAAUUUAGAUAAAUACUAGGAAGAUUGGUUACAAAACAACUCGGGGGUGUUUAUGACAGCUGGAGCAGCCAUUAUAUUCUAAAGUUUUUUUUAAAAAAAACCUUGAGUUUACUAGAAAAAUAGCCUCCCUGUGUCUUAUUGGAUACUUCCAUGGCCAGUUCACCUUUCCUAUGUAUUCAUAACUGUGGUAGGAAAAAAACCAAUGUUUGCUUAAAUGCAGCCGUUGCACCUUAAACCACAAGACUGAAUUAUUACCACUUUAAAUUUGUGGUACUCGUGGGCCUCUUUCAUAUGAAGUGAAAUGACUGCACAUUUUCUUUCUCCUACCAUAAGUAAGAUUUCUGGAAUUGUAUUGCCAUUUGGUGGGCAUCAAGCAACAAUUCUGUCCGUUUCUGAUGUCACUCUGGUAAUAUGAAGCAACUUUCCAGGACUGAACGUAUCCUGGCAAAAUGUUAGGCAGCGCACCUUACCUCAAAUAAGAAUUGUGCUGUCCAAGAUAGAGUUGGUUUUAUGAUAUCUACGAAUAUCUUUAAUCUUAUCUUAAACAAUGAAAAGUGAGAUUAUAAAUCGAAGAAGAGUAGAUAGAAGGUUAGCAAAGUAAAAUAAAUUAUCAGUUAUGGUUUAAAUAUGAGAAUAAAAGUGAGAUUUCUUUAGUAUGCCUUGUUAGAUUAGCUGUCCACUAAAGAGUAAACAAGUGAAGUAUUUAAAACUGAUUUUAAAUACAUAAUCAGGUCAUAAGGAAAUGUAUUUAGAUUUCUGUUGUAAAUGUAGUUGCUGGACUAAAGUGCUGCUUUUCUGAUAACAGAAAAGAGAGCUUUAAGGCAUGUAAAUCCUUGGUAAGUAAUAAAUGGCUUUUAACUCAUGAAAAUGAUGUAUAUGAUUAGCUUUAUCUUGAUACUUCAGACCCAAUCAAAGGGACUGUGCACUCAUGAGGGAUGGAAUUAUUUUGCAGUUUUAGUGAAGGGGUGGGUGGGUUGGGGAAUCUACUUAAGAGAUUUUUUAAAUAUAUCAGAAAAUAUUUUUCUACAGUUCUGUACAAUCAUUGUUUAUAUUGACUUCCUCAGCACGGCAUGUCUAAGGUACAGUAACAAAGGUUCAACUAUAUUGUACCUCUAGGAUAGAAAAUGUUUUAAAAGCAUCUGUCAGAUGCUUAUAUUAGCAUAAUGGAAUGGAAAUGCUAGUAAAAAGGCUAAAUAGUACUGAAUACUUUUGACUGUUUUCAUUGAGAGAGAGAGAGAACUUUGAAUGUUUCUAAAAUAUUGUACGUGUGUUAUCAAAAGUGUUCCAGGCAUCACUGCAAACAGGGCUGGAAAGAUACCAUUGCUUGUAUCCUUGUCAAAAGGCAGGUUUUGUAGUCUUCAAAAGAAACUGAAUUUAUACAGCAAAUAAAAUUUCAAAGAUAUUACAAA
Molecule: messenger RNA, 7911 nt
Organism: Eublepharis macularius
Lineage: Eukaryota; Metazoa; Chordata; Lepidosauria; Squamata; Eublepharidae
Gene: RPS6KA3
Product: ribosomal protein S6 kinase A3
Exons: 22
Coding region: 424-2667 (747 amino acids)
Biological process (GO): protein phosphorylation; intracellular signal transduction
Molecular function (GO): ribosomal protein S6 kinase activity; magnesium ion binding; ATP binding
Source: RefSeq, a predicted model, not a curated record